UGCACGCUGCAGGACGUCUCGGAGGAAGGAGCUUUAUUAGAAGGACUGGAGGACAGCACGCAGCUUGUGGGGGUUCAGGUGGUUCUCAUCUUGGCCUACAGCACCAUCAUCCUGUUCGGCGUGAGCGGAAACUCGUUGGUUAUUUAUGCGGUGUACAGGUUCCGCAACCUGCACACGGUCACUAACUUCUUUAUCGCUAACCUGGCUGUAGCAGACCUGCUGGUGAACGCACUAUGCCUGCCCUUCACCCUGAUGGCCACGCUCUCAGGUGAGUGGAAGUUUGGUCAGGUGAUGUGUUACCUGUUACCAUACGCUCAGGGCCUCGCUGUUCAUGUGUCCACCAUUACGCUCAGUGUGAUCGCACUGGACCGCUACCGCAGCAUCAUCCACCACACCGAGACAAAAAUGUCUAAAGACGUGUGUGUGGUGGUCAUCAUCGUUACGUGGAUGGCCAGUGCUGUGCUUGCCAGCCCCUUGGCCAUCUUCCGUGAGUAUGUGACCUUUGACCUGACACCUGAGCACAGCAUUCAGGGUUGUGUGGAGAAGUGGCCGGGCAGCAGUGCGGAUGGAACCGUGUACAGCGUGGCCACGUUCCUGCUGCAGUACGGCCUGCCCCUGUCCGUCAUCUCCUAUGCCUACGCCUGCAUCUGGAGUAAACUCAGGAAGCACGUGAGCCCCGGAGGAGGACACAGCGAGCGACACCGGCGCCGACGGAAAACCACGAAGAUGCUAGCGGCCGUGGUGGCUGUCUUCGCCGUCAGCUGGCUACCGUUCCACGCCUUCCAACUGGCUGUGGAUAUCGACAGCAGCGUAUUUGACAUGAAGGAUUUUAAACUGCUCUACACCGUGUUCCACAUCAUCGCCAUGUGCUCCACAUUUGCAAACCCCAUCCUGUAUGGCUGGAUGAACCGGAACUACCGGCAGGCCUUCGCCGCGGCGUUUAAGUGCGCUCCGGCCGAGGGCGUGCUGAGGAGAGUGCAGAGCAAGGACACGGUGAGAGACACAACUCUCAGACACAAAUGUACCAUCAGCACACUGACUCAGGAUAACACACACCUGUGAGAGCAUGGCACAGCAGGAAAAAAUAACACAAGUCACCGAAGACGACAUUGAUGAAGUAUUUACAGAUUCGGGCCUCAUAAAAAAAGGUUUUUCAGUAAACGCGGUCUCUGUGUUUUUCCUGUUGAAGGUGUAAUGUGUAAAGUUCGGUUCUGUGAGAGUUAGGUCCAGAUCAGAACCAUGUGUGAACAUUUAUGUUGUUGUUGUGUGUUUUAUCCUGUAAGAUAUGUAUGUCAGAUGUAUACUGUACUGUGUUUGCUGUCUGUCGUUAAUAUAAAGAGGAGAUUAUCAUUUACAAUGACGUUGAUUCAGGAGACCAAAACAUUGCAGAUAAGCAGUUCAUGUUGUUCUUCUUUUCAAUUUCUCAAGUAACAAACCUGAUAAAGUUAGGACGUGACAGACGGCAGCUUGUCACGCAGGUGUACCUGCACUGCAUCUCACUGUCAAUAACACCAGCCUCCAGCUCCAUUCGGUUUACAGACACUGACACUGAUACCACCGGCUACUUGAGGAAGACCGACAAAAUAAACACGAAAUAAACACUGUCUCUAAAGUAUAGACGG
Molecule: messenger RNA, 1622 nt
Organism: Ictalurus furcatus (blue catfish)
Lineage: Eukaryota; Metazoa; Chordata; Actinopteri; Siluriformes; Ictaluridae
Gene: npy2r
Product: neuropeptide Y receptor Y2
Exons: 1
Biological process (GO): G protein-coupled receptor signaling pathway
Cellular component (GO): membrane
Molecular function (GO): neuropeptide Y receptor activity
Source: RefSeq, a predicted model, not a curated record